AUGGCACCUCCUCCGAGUCCCUCGUCCUCCUCGACGACGAUCGCCGAUGUCAUCGAAAUCGAAGAAACCACAACCUUUAGGCCUUUUCAAUGGGCAAAGGCCAGAGUCCGAGGUCCGAUCGACGAGGAGAAGUUCUCCGAGCACAACUACGUAGGCGAAGGGACAGAAUCGAAUCCAUUCCUCGUCAAAUUUCUGCCGAAUGAUCCUCAAGAUGCGAUGACUUUUGCGCCAUGGAGGAAAUGGAUGAUUACCAUUCUUCAGGCGAUCGCAACAUUGGCUGUCACCUUUGUGAGCUCUGCAUACACUGGAGGCAUACGGGAAAUCAUCCGCGCCUUUGACGUGUCCCAGGUAGUAGCCACUCUGGGUGUGUCGCUCUUUGUACUGGGCUUUGCUGUUGGACCACUACUCUGGGCUCCUCUGUCUGAGUUGUAUGGGAGGCAAAAGGUCUUUAUCGUCACGUACUUUGCUUUAACAGCAUUCAACAUUGGAGCUGCUUGUGCGCCGACAAUGCCGGCGUUACUCGUUCUUCGAUUCUUCGCAGGCGCAUUUGGUUCUUCUCCAUUGACCAAUGCAGGCGGCGUCAUUGCGGACAUGUUCAACCAUACUGAGCGCGGCCUAGCCUCCAGCCCUAUUGUCGGUGGCUUCCUCGGAGAGACGGAAGGUUGGCGUUGGCUUCUAGGCUUGAUGGCAAUCUUCACUGGCGUUUUCUGGAUUCUAAUCACACUUCUUGUCCCGGAAACAUACGCCCCAUAUCUCCUUCGUCAACGUGCCCAAAUGCUCUCUGAAAGAACAGGCAGAGUUUACAUCUCACUGCUCGACGCCGGUCAACCUCCAAAGUCCAUUUCCAGCCAACUAAAAGUCGCUCUCACACGGCCCUGGAUAUUGCUAUUCAAAGAGCCCAUCGUCCUGCUCCUCUCGAUAUACAUCUCCAUCAUCUACGGCACCUUAUACAUGUGCUUUGCCGCCUUUCCCAUUGUCUUUCAAGUAGGAAGAGGCUGGAGUCCGGGAAUUGGAGGCCUGGCUUUCAUUGGGACUGCACUUGGUGUAUCACUCGCCACUCUUACGGGCAUUUUCGAAAACAGGCGUUAUACACGCUUAUCAGCCGCCAAGGGUGGUAUGCUUGACCCAGAGGCCAGACUUCCUCUGGCAAUGGUUGGGUCUAUCUUCAUCCCUAUCGGACUGUUUUGGUUUGCUUGGACGACAUAUCCUUCAAUCCACUGGGCUGUGCCAAUUGUUGGUACUGUGUUCUUUGGUCUAGGACUGGUUCUGGUGUUCCUUUCUUUACUAAACUAUCUGAUUGAUUCUUAUGUGGUCUUUGCUGCUUCAGUCUUGGCCGCCAACUCUGUCCUUCGAUCUCUUUUCGGGGCAGCCUUUCCUCUAUUCACGCCGCACAUGUACGAGAAUCUCGGUGUUCAAUGGGCAGCUUCCGUCCCAGCAUUCUUGGCCCUUGCCUGUGUCCCAUUCCCGUUUCUAUUCUACAAAUACGGCCAUCGCAUCCGACUCAAGUGCGAAUAUGCCUCUGAGGCUGUUCAAAUUCUUGACAAGAUUCGUGCUCAGCAUGCUGCAGCCAUGCAAGAGCCAUCAGUGCUGCAAGAUGAGGAGACCGGGAGAACCAGAUCAAACAGCAAUUAG
Molecule: messenger RNA, 1632 nt
Organism: Fusarium vanettenii 77-13-4
Lineage: Eukaryota; Fungi; Ascomycota; Sordariomycetes; Hypocreales; Nectriaceae
Exons: 3
Coding region: 1-1632 (543 amino acids)
Biological process (GO): transmembrane transport
Molecular function (GO): transmembrane transporter activity
Source: RefSeq, a predicted model, not a curated record